Molecule: messenger RNA, 939 nt
Organism: Candida tropicalis MYA-3404
Lineage: Eukaryota; Fungi; Ascomycota; Pichiomycetes; Serinales; Debaryomycetaceae
Gene: CCC1
Product: Ccc1p
Exons: 1
Coding region: 1-939 (312 amino acids)
Biological process (GO): intracellular manganese ion homeostasis
Cellular component (GO): fungal-type vacuole membrane
Molecular function (GO): manganese ion transmembrane transporter activity; iron ion transmembrane transporter activity
Source: RefSeq, a predicted model, not a curated record
AUGUCAGUAGUAGCAAUCAAAAACGGAAUCACAAGUCUCAUAAGUUCCAAGAAUAAAAAAGAUGAAGAAUUAGAAAGAGUCGAGAGAUUAAUAGAUAACAACCAGAUUCCUUAUGGAUCAACAGACGAAUCAGACGAAAGAGCUCAACAAAUUGCUAGAGAAGAAGCAAUCAUACAAGCUGCAGCUUCAAUAACAUCAUCUUCUGGUGGUGAAGGUAAAGAAGAAGAAAAUGUCGAUGGUAUAACUGCAUUCUUCAAUAGUUUUGAUCCAAGAGUGAUGUCAGAUAUAAUUAUAGGAUUAUCUGAUGGGUUAACUGUCCCAUUUGCAUUGACUGCUGGGUUGUCUUCUUUGGGUGAUUCAAAAUUGGUUAUUACUGGUGGUAUGGCAGAAUUGGUUUCUGGUGCCAUAUCAAUGGGAUUGGGUGGUUAUUUGGCUGCCAAAUCUGAAUCCGAAUAUUACAAUUCUCAAGUUAAAAAGGAAAAAUUGGAAUUUUUCAAAAAACCAGAAAUGAUUAAUCAAGAUGCUGCUGAAAUUAUGUUUGAAUUGGGUGCUAGUGAACAAACCAUUGUAUCGUUUUUAAAAGAUUUGGAUGCUAAACCAAGAAAUUUAAUUGAUUUUGUCAUUAGAUUUGGUAAAGGUUUAGAAGAACCUGCUGAUGGUAGAGAAUUAACUUCAGCUUUAACUAUUGGUGCCUCAUAUUUCCUUGGUGGGUUUGUACCAUUAUUACCAUAUUUUUUCACUAGUCAUGUUGGUACUGGUUUAAUCACAAGUGUUGUUGCCAUGUUGGUGGUGCUUAUGUUGUUUGGUUAUUUCAAAUGUAGUAUUUCUAUGGGUGAAGGUUGUCCUACUCAUAAGAAAUUUGCUGCUGGGUUUGAAAUGGUGGUUGUUGGUUCAAUAGCGGCCGGUGCAGCAUGGGGAUUGGUUUAUUUGAUAGAGUAA